Molecule: messenger RNA, 3811 nt
Organism: Odobenus rosmarus divergens (Pacific walrus)
Lineage: Eukaryota; Metazoa; Chordata; Mammalia; Carnivora; Odobenidae
Gene: KCNC4
Product: potassium voltage-gated channel, Shaw-related subfamily, member 4
Exons: 4
Coding region: 838-2718 (626 amino acids)
Biological process (GO): protein homooligomerization; potassium ion transmembrane transport
Cellular component (GO): neuronal cell body membrane; axon; voltage-gated potassium channel complex
Molecular function (GO): delayed rectifier potassium channel activity; protein binding
Source: RefSeq, a predicted model, not a curated record
CGCUGCGCAGCGCCAGCCCAGCGCCGCUCCCAGCCGCUGCCGAGCGGCGGACGCAGGACCGGAGGCUCGCUCCUGCGGGCGCGCUUGUUUUCCUGCGGCCGCCUCGCCCUGCGCAGCCCCCGCCCGCCUGAACGCCGCGCUCCGCUCAGCCCCGCCCGCCUUCCGUGCCCUGCGCUGGAUUUAUGAAUGGGGGGAAGAGGCCACAUGCCGCCGCCGCCGCCGCGUGCUGACCGCAAGCACCCCGGGCCCGCGGAGCUCCGGCUGCCGUGAGAGCGUCGGCCCGGCCCCCGCAGCCGCUCCGAGGACUUGUUGCUGCUGCGCUGCCGCCGCCGCCGCCGCCGCCGCGGGGAAGCCGGCCGCUCCCGGGACUCGGCUCGGUCUGGGAGAGCCGGAGGGUGGCCCGCGUGAGUGUGAGCGCGCGUGCGCGCCCCGGACCCUCGCAGUGCGCCUGGACUGUGCGCUAACUCGCCUUUUGGGGGUGACGGGGGGGCGUGUCCAGAGCCCGAGCGUCUGAGUGUCCAGUCCUAGCCGGGGAGGUGUGUGUUUGCCCCUGCCUCCCCGGGUCCCUCGCCUGGGUCCUCGGCUCGCCUUUUCCCUCCUUGCCUCCGCCGGAGCUGCCUGACCAAACCCCAACCACCUGUGCACCCGAGAAACCCAACUCCUCCUGCUCCGCGCCCCGGGGGGAAGAGGCAGGGGCAGGGCCAAGCCGCAGAGGGGGCCGCCGCCGCCUCCUGCCUCCUCCUCGCCUCCUCCCCCUCCCCCGUCUGACGCUGCCUCCUCGGGAAGGGUGUUUGGAGGGCAGCGGCCGCCCCAAGCCGAAGCCCCGCAGCGCUUCUUAUGAUCAGCUCGGUGUGUGUCUCCUCCUACCGUGGGCGCAAGUCGGGGAACAAGCCUCCGUCCAAAACAUGUCUGAAGGAGGAGAUGGCCAAGGGCGAGGCGUCGGAGAAGAUUAUCAUCAACGUGGGCGGCACGCGACAUGAGACUUACCGCAGCACCCUGCGCACCCUACCGGGCACCCGCCUCGCCUGGCUGGCCGAUCCCGACGGCGGGGGCCGGCCCGAGUCCGAUGGCGGCGGUGCAGGCAGCAGCGGCAGCAGCGGCGGCGGGAGCUGCGAGUUCUUCUUCGACCGGCACCCGGGCGUCUUUGCUUACGUGCUCAACUACUACCGCACGGGCAAGCUGCACUGCCCCGCCGACGUGUGCGGGCCGCUCUUCGAGGAGGAGCUCACCUUCUGGGGCAUCGACGAGACCGAUGUCGAGCCCUGCUGCUGGAUGACCUACCGCCAGCACCGCGACGCCGAAGAGGCGCUCGAUAUCUUCGAGAGCCCGGACGGAGGCGGCGGUGGCGCGGGGACGGGCGACGAGGCCGGCGACGAUGAACGGGAGCUGGCCCUGCAGCGCCUGGGGCCCCACGAGGGAGGUGCGGGCCCCGGCGCCGGGUCCGGGGGCUGCCGUGGCUGGCAGCCCCGCAUGUGGGCGCUCUUCGAGGAUCCCUACUCCUCCCGGGCGGCCAGGGUGGUGGCCUUCGCCUCUCUCUUCUUCAUCCUGGUCUCCAUCACCACCUUCUGCCUGGAGACCCAUGAGGCCUUCAACAUUGACCGCAACGUGACAGAGAUCCACCGGGUGGGGAACACCACCAGCGUGCACUUCCGGCGGGAGGUGGAGACAGAGCCCAUCCUGACCUACAUUGAGGGUGUGUGCGUGCUGUGGUUUACGCUGGAGUUCCUGGUGCGCAUCGUGUGCUGCCCCGACACGCUGGACUUCGUCAAGAACCUGCUCAACAUCAUCGACUUCGUGGCCAUCCUGCCUUUCUACCUGGAGGUGGGCCUGAGCGGCCUGUCCUCCAAGGCGGCCCGAGACGUGCUGGGCUUCCUGCGCGUGGUGCGCUUCGUGCGCAUCCUGCGCAUCUUCAAGCUCACGCGCCACUUCGUGGGGCUGCGCGUGCUGGGCCACACCCUUCGCGCCAGCACCAACGAGUUCCUGCUGCUCAUCAUCUUCCUGGCCCUGGGGGUGCUCAUCUUCGCCACCAUGAUCUACUAUGCUGAGCGCAUUGGCGCCAGGCCUUCCGACCCGCGGGGCAAUGACCACACCGACUUCAAGAACAUCCCCAUCGGCUUCUGGUGGGCGGUGGUCACCAUGACGACGCUGGGCUAUGGGGACAUGUACCCCAAGACCUGGUCCGGCAUGCUGGUGGGGGCGCUGUGUGCGCUGGCUGGCGUGCUCACCAUCGCCAUGCCCGUGCCGGUCAUCGUCAACAACUUCGGCAUGUACUACUCCCUGGCCAUGGCCAAGCAGAAGCUGCCUAAGAAAAGAAAGAAGCACGUGCCCCGGCCGCCCCAGCUUGAGUCACCCAUUUACUGCAAGUCUGAGGAGACCUCGCCCCGGGACAGCACCUACAGUGAUACCAGCCCCGCUGCCCCAGAAGAGGGUAUGGUUGAAAGGAAACGGGCAGACUCCAAGCAGAACGGCGAUGCCAAUGCGGUGCUGUCAGACGAGGAGGGAGCUGGCCUCACCCAGCCCCUGGCCUCUGCCCCCACCCCUGAGGAGCGCCGGGCCCUGCGACGCUCUGGCCCCCGGGACAAAACCAAGAAGGCAGCUGCCUGCUUCCUGCUCAGCGCCGGGGACUAUGCCUGUGCUGAUGGUAGUGUCCGGAAAGAGACCUGCCAAGACGCCCUCUCGCCCAGCUAUGCCCAGGCUGAAGUCCUCACCCUCUCUUAAGCGGCACCAACGUGAGAGAGGCAGGCAGACAGACAGAAAGCCAAAGGCUUAGGGAAACUCUGGAACCCUGGCAAGAAUCUUUCACUGGGAAAGACUCAGAGAUCCUUGUUUGCACAGGACUGACGGAAAACCUCCCGUGUGACCCUCUGGGCCCAGAGCCAUCUGGGUCCGAUGUUCUGUUCUGUUGUACACUGAAGAGAUAUAUAUGCACAUAUAGUAUCUAUAUUCAUACAUACUAUACUCUUGUGUGUAGUGCACGUGCUACUGGUGGUCUGUCUUCUUUGUUAGGCUGUGUCUCCCCAAGCCCGGGCCCCACCCCCAGGCCUCCCCCAGCCCUGUCCCCUUUCCCCUUCACUGACUCCUUGUUUCUGCUGAACACGUAUGUGGAAUAUCCCAGGAAGAGAGCAUCUGGGAACGGCCAGUCCCACUGGGGGAUCCCAGGCUAGACUUGCCCUCUUGGGGUUGUUGCCCCUGUGGCCAGUAGUCUGUGGAAGGCCCGCUUGCCCCCCAGGGUCACUGCUCCACAAGCCCCAACCCACCCCAGAUUGGGGUUCUACCUCCCACCCUCGCCCCAGUUUUGGGGGACUUCCAAGGGGCUCCUCUGUAGCUUCUCCCACUCCUUCCUCCACCUUACCUCUGUCCUGGACUGAGGGGGGAGCGUUUUGUCUUUUUUUAUUUGGGGGGUUUUGUUCUGUCUCCUUCGUCCGUUUGUUUUCAAAGAUGCUGCUGGGCAGACGGGCAGGGAAGAGGUCUGUCCGCCCAUCCGGCUCAGGGGUCUGAGAAGGGGAAGCCUCGGGCGAGCGGAGACCAGUUGCAAUACUGUACUUCCUGGCCGGUGGCCAGAGGACUGUGCAAUAGCAGAGGCCAGGUGACCCCUUCGACCUUGGCCUCUGCCCCUCCUGCGGCCCUCCCUCCCCACUCCCCCGCCCUGCCCCUCCCUAGUGUUGGUCAGUCCUUUUCUAAAGCUGUCCCCUCGUGUGUGUGUGUCUGAGGCAUGCCUAGGCUGGGCCUUGCCGCCCUGUCUGCUUGCCUUCCACUGUCAUGCUGUGCUUGAGCCCCAAUAAAGAUAUCUGGAGCAUCCUGCUGCUCCUGC